Molecule: messenger RNA, 4557 nt
Organism: Castor canadensis (American beaver)
Lineage: Eukaryota; Metazoa; Chordata; Mammalia; Rodentia; Castoridae
Source: RefSeq, a predicted model, not a curated record
GCUGCCGCUGCUCCGGGGGGGCGAGGCGGCAGGUGCGCGGCCGCGAGGGGCUCUGCGGGCUGGCAUCGGAGCCUGCGGAAGGAAGGGGCUCUGGCGGCCCUUUUGAAGCUGGCUGUGCCUAACCUCGACAGUGUUGACUUCCCCCCCGCCCCCCGCCAGACUCCAAAGAGAAGGGGAAAGGGUUCUGGCACCGGCCUCACUUUGGAGGCCGGGGGAAGGAGGCUGGGCCUCUGGCCUGGAGGAUAGCGUGACCCCGUCCAGGCACAGUUAACAUGUUUGGACUUUGUUCAUGUUUAGGAUUGGGCCUGCUGCCGGAGGAAGACGCUGGAGUGAUGUUGAAGCUGGAAUUGUUGAAUGAAUAUCCGUGAGUCACGGAUAAGGCCCGUAAUAAGGCAGUAUUUGCGAAUCGCACCGUGGGUGACGGUGCGACUAGUUUUACUGGUAAACUGAGGCAUUUGAUUAGUGCUGCCUGAGGAUUUGAGGAUCAUUUGGACAAAUGUCCACUUGAAAGAGAAGGGAGGGUGGCUUCCCAACACCCAAAGUUUGCUUUCGGAUACAGUUGUUGAACCUAUCUAUAGUUCCCAUACGGGCUUAAUUUUCAAGGUAUUAUUGAGUGUAGUUUUUAUGAAUCAAGUCCUGUCCCUGUGGUAGGUCUCUUAAUUUUAUUGUGUUACGAAUGGUACAGUAGGCAUUCUCAGGUGUAAGGUUUGUAGUUUGGCCAUACAUUCAUUACCAAAACUUUCCAGUCCCGUUAGUAGGUUUUUUUGGGUUACUUUUGGGUUUUUCAUCAGCAAAAUAGUUCCAUUUAAAAAUUGUGUAACAAGAAAUGGACUCUCAAUUUACUAACGAUAAAUACUUCUUUAAUGGUAAAAUCAUUUGGCCAUGUUAGAAAACACGUUUUUGGAAGAAGACAUCUGGGAAUAUAAGUCUAAAAGAAAACCAAAGCCAGUACAUCCAAAUAGUUGCUCUGAAAAUAUUCCAAAAUCUGUUGAAAAAGCAACAUAUGGAAACUACCAGUCAAAACGGAAAAGAAAGGAAAAGAAAGCUGGAGAAGAGAAAGGAAAGGUGAAGGACCAUGAAAUGUGCCUUGGAGAAGCAGAUUGUAAGACUUCGGGAGCUUCUAGUCAGAGCUGGAGUUGCAGAGAUGGGACACAGCCGUCCCAAGACAAAGAGACUACACCCAGAAAGCAAGGUAGAGCUCCCAAAAGCAAGCAGGUGUCCCCGAAGAUACGUCCAGUUUAUGAUGGAUACUGUCCAAGCUGCCAGAUGCCCUUCUCCUCCUUGCUAGGACAAACACCUCAAUGGCAUGUUUUUGAAUGUUUGGACUCUACAACAGUCUCCAACAUAGAGUGUCCUGAUGGUGCCCGAUGUACUUCAACAUUUCCUUCUCAUUAUAAGAAAUAUACUCACCUCCUGCUUGCUCAAAGUAGGGCUAGCAGUGAGCCGUUUAGCAGUCCGCCACCUGCAUCAGGCUGGAGUGUCAGUGAGACUAAGCCAAGCUAUUCUUGUAACCUUGAGGAAAGAUGGUUUUUACAUCCGAAGUCACCAGAGAACUUUAAAAAUGCUUCAGAUGAUUCUUUGUUGAUGACCCAGUGUCUAAAAAAGUCUCAACCUCCACUUGAAACCAACAAAAAGAUUACCUCUUCUCAAAAGUUACAACAAGUUCUACAGUCUACAGAAUUUGUUAAGAAAGACAAACUGGUAGGAGUUGGUUUGCCUCUUGCUGAGGAAUUAGAUGGCCAAAGCAACUCACAAUGCACAAACUUGUCAUUGCCAGAAAAUGACUUUGGCAGCUGUGAAAUCUCCUAUUCUCCGCUUCAGAGUGACGAAGAAACUUAUGCUAUAGAUGAAAAGCUGGAUGAUUCACAACAGGAACUGUUUUUUACUGAAAGUUCUAAAGAUGACAGCCUGGAAUAUGAGGACCUCUCUAUUGCAUUUAAAAGACCCGGUGGUCCCUUCCUGAAGAAUGCAGAGGAGCAUCGCCCUGAAGUGAAUAGCUUCUUCACUCAAAAUAAGUAUAAUGAACUGUUAAAGUGCAGAGUUCUAAAUGAUUUUCCUCAACUUUUCUCCCAAACUGAGAGCAGUGUUUCAGACGAUAAGUCCUCAUAUACUGAUGGUCAUUUUCUGUUGUUUGCACCUGCAUUAACAGGGGAGCUUCCUGCUUCUAAUUAUCAAACUACUAAAGCAAACCCUGAUGAACCACAAUUUCCUGCAUCUCAAUCAAAUAAGCAGAAACAGGUAAUUGAAGAAUCAGCUGUUUGCAGUCAAGUUUCUCUGCCCUUACUUAAGAGUGAGAUGUCAAAACCUCUUGAAAGCUGGGGAGGAAAGGGUCUCUCUUUCCCUCCAACCCAAAGUCAAAUGAGAGAAUUAUCAAGUGAGAACUUCUGUGCUAAGAACAGUAGUAACUCAGAAUGUGUCUGCAGAAAGGCCUUAUGUGGUAUGCUAGAUGGUAAAGUUAAAAUUUUAAAUACAGAAACAGUUUCCACUACACCUACUGCUGCUAAGUCCUCGAAAAUAUUGCCCUCAGGUUCUAAGUGCAGUGCAAGCCAUUCUUCUGCCAAGGGAAUGAAGCAAAUGGAUAUAGGUGUGUAUUUUGGACUACCACCCAAAAGAAGAGAAGAGAAGUCACUCAGGGACAGUGCAUUGAAAGGGAUGAACUUAGAUCCAGUUGUAAGUCCCAAGAAAAAGAGGUCCCAGCCUUGCAAGAGGAAAGCAGAAAAUUCUUUAAGUGAUUUAGAGUUUGAUGCAAAGAACUUAAAUGAGAGUCAGUGCUCUGUCGAACUCACUUGGGAGAGGUCACAGCGGCAAAGAAAAAGACAGAAAAAAUCAAAUUCCCCACAGAAAGGAGCACAUCAGAAGAGGUCACAUCACCUUAAUAACAAUACAGAAUCUGAAACAGUCAUAAGUAAAGACAAAGUCUUCAUAAAAUCAGCUCACAGCAGGCUGCAAAGAGGGAACGUGAGAAUUUCAGGAUCAUCUGAUGCAGGGGAAUUAAGAAAAAAGAGGUGUCCGUUCUAUAAGAGGAUACCUGGUACUAGCUUUACGGUUGAUGCCUUUCAGUAUGGCGUGGUGGAAGGUUGCACGGCCUACUUCCUCACACACUUCCAUUCUGAUCAUUACGCAGGGUUGUCUAGAAACUUCACAUUUCCAGUUUAUUGCAGUGAGGUUACUGGCAAUUUGUUGAAGAACAAGCUUCAUGUGCAGGAACAAUAUAUCCAUCCACUGCCAAUGGACACUGAGUGUAUAGUGAAUGGUGUGAAGGUUGUUUUGCUUGAUGCCAAUCAUUGUCCAGGUGCAGCCAUGAUCCUCUUCUGUCUUCCUAAUGGUGCCGUCAUAUUACACACUGGAGACUUCAGAGCAGAUCCCAGCAUGGAACGUUCUCUUCUUGCAGGCCAGAAAGUCCACAUGCUAUACCUAGACACCACGUAUUGUAGCCCAGAAUACACCUUUCCGUCUCAGCAAGAGGUUAUCCAGUUUGCCAUCAAUGCUGCAUUUGAGGCUGUAACUCUAAACCCACGUGCUCUUGUUGUCUGUGGCACUUACUGUAUUGGAAAAGAGAAAGUCUUCCUGGCCAUUGCUGAUGUUUUGGGUUCAAAAGUGGGCAUGUCCCAAGAAAAAUAUAAAACAUUACAGUGCCUCAAUAUACCCGAAAUUAAUUCCCUCAUCACUACAGACAUGUGCCGUUCUUCAGUUCACCUUCUGCCAAUGAUGCAGAUUAAUUUUAAGGGUUUACGAAGUCAUUUAAAGAAGUGUGGUGGUCAAUAUGAUCAGAUUCUGGCUUUUCGACCUACAGGAUGGACACACUCUAGCAAGUUCAGUAGGAUAACAGAUAUUACUCCCCAGACCAAAGGAAAUAUUUCAAUAUAUGGAAUUCCUUACAGUGAACAUAGCAGCUAUCUAGAGAUGAAACGUUUUGUCCAGUGGCUGAAGCCCCAGAAAAUCAUACCUACUGUAAAUGUUGGCACCUGGAGGUCUCGGAGCACAAUGGAGGAGUAUUUCAAAGAGUGGAGACUAGAAGCCAGAUACUGAGGACACCACAGACAACCCAGUAGUAGUUAAGUAAUGGGUGUAGCCUGUUAGCAGUUAAAUCUAUAGGGAUAUAAAAUACGCUUUAUGGUAACAACCUCAUGAAGAUGGCUCGUCUGGUUUAUUUUCUCAUUUAUGUUUGCAUAAUGUGUUAGUGGUGCUGAACACCUCUCAGCAUCAUCAGCAAUAGCUGAGUAUCCUUCAUUUCUUGUCAUUCUCUUCAUGGAGGUGCUUAUAUUCUGCAUCAGGCCUUAGGGGAGGAAACAACGACAGGUCUGUGGACCAAAAGGAUUCAUGGUAAUGCAUAAACUAGACUAGAAGCAUUAUGUAUAAGUAAUUAUGUACCUUUAAAAUUAUGAAAUUUUAUAUAAUACAUAUUCUUUAAUAAAAUUAAUAUAAAACUUGCUAUUGUAGCUUUUGGUGGUUUUGUUGUUUUGUUUUCUUUUCAGUAGACUAUUUUUAACAGUUUUAGGUUCAAGCAAAAUUGUGCAGAAAGUAGAAAGUUCCACAGACCCCCUUCCCCAUAUACAU